AUUGGUCCUUCGGCGCCAACAGAGAGCCGCACCGGUGGAGUACCAUAACCCCAAAACCAAGUAUCCCCAGCAAAACCAUGGAGAACGGCAACUCUAAUGGCGUCCCGAAACCUGCGCCACGAAGCAACAAUGGUGGCCCGACACUUACACCGCGCAGCAGCAGCAGCAUUCCUACACCCAAACCGCGAGCUAGCAGCGGUGGUCCAACCCCGGCACCCCGUAUUGUACAAAAACCGCAACAAGAGGCCAUGGUUGUUGAUUCGGUUCCGGACAAUCAGCCCGACGAUGAAGGAGCGGACUAUCAGCGAUGCCGUUUGUGCGCACGUCACCAUGCCCUGCGCGCAUGCCACGUAUUUCGCGCAAUGCAGCCAUCGCAACGCUAUCUGAUCGCUCGUGCACACCACUUCUGUACUAACUGUCUUGCGCUGUCACAUCACAGCAGUGAAUGUCCAUCCGCUGGCGUAUGCAAGCUUUGCGCCCAACGCCAUCACACCCUUCUUCACCGCAAGAACACCUCCCAAGCACAUCCACCGCCACGUUCAGCUCCAGCUUCAGCGCCACGCUCCACAUCGGCUCGACGCUCAAUCUCGGCGCCAUCCAAAUCCGCAUCCUACCGCUUGCGCCGACCGCCCCGCAAUGGAGUCACCCCCAACGCAUAUCAGCAGCCUCAAAAAUUCCGGCACCCAAAGAAGGUUCGUCAUACCGCACAUAUAGUGCGUAACACAGCACCUCGGGGCAGGGCGACACGGAGUCUGGUUAAGGAGGCGAUCCGAAAGCUACGGGAGUUGGAGGGUAGUAUAUCCGCUUAACGCGUCUAGGGGCGGCAGGAUAGUUAAACGAGUUAAGAAUGUCGUUUAACACAACGCAAGAAUGCACCUUUCACAAAAUUGAAUUCCUUAAAAUUGUAAUUUGGCACAACGCAAAAGUGCACUAUGUAUGACAUUGAAUUGUUUAAAUUGAUAACUUGCAUAUUUAUAUUUACCUAUUAGUAUCUUCAAUUAUCCAACUUGUAAAACGUAUUUAGUGAAUACCCUAACUUGCAUUGUAAAAGUUUUAUAAGUAGUUUGCAUUGAAUUUGAGUGGUUGGCAACGCGCGUUGGUAAUGCAGCGCGCGCAGCUGACAUAUAGGUUGACAAAUGUCAACAAAGAAUUAUUAUACAUACAUAAAAAUUGUUCAAGUUUGUCGUGUGCGGUCGCAACCCAGAAAUACCUUUGCGUUAAUAAAAAACACCGUCCUCAAGAUUACUAAAUAAACGAAAUUGUACCCUAAAAUUCAAGUUCGGUUUUUUUAUUGCGAGUCACAAUCUUGGUCAGUCGCCAAAUCCGUGUCGGUAAGCGCGCCAGCCCACUCCCCUCGUUUGAAAGCCAAGUGAGUUUGCGCAAGGAAGCCGCCGAAACCCACGGGAGCACAACAGCCCCAUCUUCGCCAAAACAGCCUCCCCGCCGCGGGAAUACCACA
Molecule: messenger RNA, 1459 nt
Organism: Rhagoletis pomonella (apple maggot)
Lineage: Eukaryota; Metazoa; Arthropoda; Insecta; Diptera; Tephritidae
Exons: 2
Coding region: 78-809 (243 amino acids)
Source: RefSeq, a predicted model, not a curated record